Meloidogyne enterolobii is the source of this 321-nucleotide messenger RNA. The record is from the annotation of a GenBank genome assembly. NCBI's taxonomy places the organism in Eukaryota, Metazoa, Nematoda, Chromadorea, Rhabditida, Meloidogynidae.
GCUUUUAGUUGUAUUUGGAAGAAGAUGUCGAACUCUACUUUUUCAACUGAUGCAUUAGGUAAAGCACAAAUCGCUCUUGCUAUAACAUUUCUCGCUGGUGGGUUAACUAUUGGUUAUCUUAUUGGACGCCGUACUGGACUUGCUUUUGCUGUUCGUCACAACAAGCGAAUUUCGUUAGAAAAAGACAAAAUUGCUGAUAAAGUGGAUUUGGAGGAUAUUGGGGAUAAAAAAUUUCCUUUUUGCGAUGGUAGUCACAUGGCACAUAAUAAAGAGACCGGUGACAAUCUUGGACCUUUGAUUAUACAGAAGCGUGCCUCUUAA